GUACCCAUGAAUCAAACAAAUUAUUUAACACCUUAUUGUCGUCGUUCAUUAUCAAAUGAUGAUAUAAAUGAAAUAGAAGGAUCUAUAGAAAAUCGCUAUACAUUUAAAAAUUUAAGUUUACAAGGAAUUACUAGUGAAGAUCUUCUUCAAUGUAUUUCUAUUGAAUCAUUUGGUGAUUAUGUAGUUUCAUCAUUUCAAAAUCGUAAACAAUAUGAAAAAAAACUAUUGAUACACACUUGUUAUCCAUAUUUAUCUGAAUGUUACCGUGGUCCUGAACCAAUGUGUUUAGAUUGGCGUGAAAUAUGUGAUGGAAAAAUUGAUUGUAUUGAAGGUGAUUUUGGUGUAGAUGAAAAAUAUUGUCAUGAAUUGGAAGUAACGGAAUGUAAUAAUGAAAAUGAAUAUCGUUGUCAUAAUGGAGCACAAUGUAUUCCUUUAGAAUUUUAUCGUGAUGGUUUCACUAGUCGGGAUUGUUUAGAUGGAACAGAUGAAGUUCCACAAUUUCUGGGAUAUAUUAAUCAUCCUGAUCCACCUGCUUUUAACUGUAUAGACAAGAUAAUAUUUGCCUGUGAAGACACAACAUGUCGUUAUUCAGGAUAUUUUUCAUGUGGUGAUGGGGAGUGCAUAUAUAACUAUGGUACUGUUUUUAACAUUGUUGGUCGUGAUAUUCCUAGUUGUGUUGGUACAAGUCGUGAUAUCUAUUAUAGUCGAACUAUUGGCAUGUCUGCUAAACAAUAUCCAAUCGAUUGUUAUAAAUUAUUAUUUUGUAAACUUGGUUUUUAUAAUUAUAUUCAAAAUGACCUAUUUACUGAACGGGAUUGUUUAUCUAGCAAUUGGUCAUCAACAAUUAAUUGCACAAUAGAAUAUUUGUCGUUUCCUCUUCAACCUCUUGUCUAUGGUUAUUUUCAGCCUGUCUGUUUAACGAAAAAUUUAAUGGAUCGUUUCGGUGAUAAAAUACCACCAA
Molecule: messenger RNA, 961 nt
Organism: Adineta steineri
Lineage: Eukaryota; Metazoa; Rotifera; Eurotatoria; Adinetida; Adinetidae
Source: the annotation of a GenBank genome assembly